AUGCUAGUCAAUGUUCUCUGGCUAGGUUAUGUGGAGGCAGGAUGUGGAGGCGGGGAGGCAGAGGGCGGAGAGGCAGCCACGUGCCCCACUCCAAGCAGCCCGUCGUCGGGGACAUCUGCCAUCUCUCUUCCCUCUCACUGUGAGAGUCUGGCCCUCCUCCAGCCCUUUGGCCCGUUCACCACACGUCUGGACAUGUCCGACCGCUCCUCGGAACCAGACUGUGCUGCACCAGUUCUGCUGCCCGGCCCCAGAGGCCCCGAGGGGGAGUCCUCGGCCUGUGUCCCCAGCGACGACCUUCCUCCAGACUCACCCUCAGGUGAGGAGGGAAAGAGAGAGGGAGAAGGGGAGCUCCAGCCCCAGGUCCAACCCCAGCAGACUGAGCUCCAAGCCCAGCCCCAACCUGAACCCCAGCCUCAGCCUAAACCCGAGGGCACGAGUGUGGGCGAAACACAGCAGGAGGUCACCCCCGCAGCCUCCCGCUCACCAAGCGGAGGGGAACUCGAGCAGGAGGAGGGAGAACGAGGAGAUAAGGAGGAGGAGGAGAUAAAGCAGAAAGAGGUGGUGGAUUCGCAGCAGGAGCAGCAACAUGAGGGGAGGCAGCAGUAG
Molecule: messenger RNA, 606 nt
Organism: Oncorhynchus keta (chum salmon)
Lineage: Eukaryota; Metazoa; Chordata; Actinopteri; Salmoniformes; Salmonidae
Product: protein TsetseEP-like
Exons: 3
Coding region: 1-606 (201 amino acids)
Source: RefSeq, a predicted model, not a curated record